CUUUAUUCCGGGGGAUUUUCUUUGUGCCGUACCCUAAAGCCGGAAGUUGUUGGUAUCCAUGAAAUAUUUCAUACGUAGCUAACUAACUGAAUGGAUGAUUUAUCGCCCAUCUAAUUGGGGUGCAUUUAUAACUAAUGCCUUCCCCAAAAAGUCAUAAAUGAAGAAAUUGGUGCCUCACAAGACCUAAUACUAGUAACGACGUUAUUCCCGCCGGCGGGUUGCCAUGGCUACUAGGAUGAAGUUAAAACUGAAGACUGUGUUUGUCCUCUACUUCAUGGUCUCACUUAUGGGCCUCAUCUACGCUCUCAUGCAGCUUGGCCAGCGUUGUGACUGUGCAGAGCAUGACAUGCCCAAGGACCGUACUAUCUCUCGUCUGCGGGGGGAACUGCAUCGGCUGCAGGAGCAGAUGAGGAAGGCUGAGCCUACCAAACCCCCCCAGAAACUAGCAGUGAAACCGGCCCAACCCACCAUCUACGUCAUCACACCAACCUACACCAGAUUUGUCCAGAAAGCAGAGUUAACCCGGCUUGCCCAGACAUUCCUCCAUGUCCCUCAACUCCACUGGAUCCUGGUGGAAGAUUCUCCCCAUAAAACCCCUCUGGUCUCUGGGUUCCUUGCCUCCAGCGGCCUGGCCUACACACACCUCCACACGCCCACGCCACGCGACCGCAAACUACAGGAGGGUGACCCUAGCUGGUUGAAGCCCCGCGGGGCGGAGCAGAGGAACGAGGGGCUACGGUGGCUGAGAGAGGACAGGAGGGGGCAGCCUGGAGCAGACACACAGCUGGGGGUGGUCUACUUCGCUGACGACGACAACACAUACAGCCUACAGCUCUUUGAGGAGAUGCGUGGUACCCAGCGUGUCUCUGUGUGGCCAGUCGGCCUGGUGGGAGGGAUGAGAUAUGAGAGACCUGUGGUCGAGGGGGGGAAGGUUGUACGCUUCCAUACUGGCUGGCGCCCCAGCCGCCCCUUCCCAUUGGACAUGGCUGGCUUCGCCGUGUCGCUCAAGCUGGUGAUAGCCAAUCAGGACGCAUGUUUCGACGGCGACGCACCGAUGGGGUUCUUGGAAAGCAGCUUCCUGCAGGGAUUGGUUACCAUGGACGAACUGGAACCUAAGGCGGAGAAUUGUACUAAGGUGUUGGUGUGGCACACGCGGACAGAGAAGCCCAAGAUGAAGCGAGAGGAAGCGCUUCAGAAACAAGGCCUGGGUUCUGAUACUGCUGUAGAGGUGUGAGGACCGGACAACACAUACACACACACACACACACACACACACACACACACACACACACACCUACAACUAAACACACCCACUACAUCUGCUUUAAAACCUUCCAUGCGUCUGAAAAAGGCUCCAUGUAUAGUGCAAUACUUUUGUCCAGAGCCCUAUGGGUCUCUAGCUGUAAUGGUUCACUUAAUGGGUCUCUAGCUGUAAGGGUUCACUUAAUGGGUCUCUAGCUGUAAGGGUUCACUUAAUGGGUCUCUAGCUGUAAGGGUUCACUUAAUGGGUCUAUAGCUGUAAGGGUUCACUUAAUGGGUCUAUAGCUGUAAGGGUUCACUUAAUGGGUCUCUCUAGCUGUAAGGGUUCACUUAAUGGGUCUCUAGCUGUAAGGGUUCACUUAAUGGGUCUCUCUAGCUGUAAGGGUUCACUUAAUGGGUCUCUAGCUGUAAGGGUUCACUUAAUGGGUCUCUCUAGCUGUAAGGGUUCACUUAAUGGGUCUCUCUAGCUGUAAGGGUUCACUUAAUGGGUCUCUAGCUGUAAGGGUUCACUUAAUGGGUCUCUCUAGCUGUAAGGGUUCACUUAAUGGGUCUCUAGCUGUAAGGGUUCACUUAAUGGGUCUCUCUAGCUGUAAGGGUUCACUUAAUGGGUCUCUCUAGCUGUAAGGGUUCACUUAAUGGGUCUCUAGCUGUAAGGGUUCACUUAAUGGGUCUCUCGAGCUGUAAGGGUUCACUUAAUGGGUCUCUCGAGCUGUAAGGGUUCACUUAAUGGGUCUCUCGAGCUGUAAGGGUUCACUUAAUGGGUCUCUCGAGCUGUAAGGGUUCACUUAAUGGGUCUCUAGCUGUAAGGGUUCACUUAAUGGGUCUCUAGCUGUAAGGGUUCACUUAAUGGGUCUCUCUAGCUGUAAGGGUUCACUUAAUGGGUCUCUAGCUGUAAGGGUUCACUUAAUGGGUCUCUCGAGCUGUAAGGGUUCACUUAAUGGGUCUCUCGAGCUGUAAGGGUUCACUUAAUGGGUCUCUAGCUGUAAGGGUUCACUUAAUGGGUCUCGAGCUGUAAGGGUUCACUUAAUGGGUCUAUAGCUGUAAGGGUUCACUUAAUGGGUCUCUAGCUGUAAGGGUUCACUUAAUGGGUCUCUAGCUGUAAGGGUUCACUUAAUGGGUCUCUAGCUGUAAGGGUUCACUUAAUGGGUCUCUAGCUGUAAGGGUUCACUUAAUGGGUCUCUCGAGCUGUAAGGGUUCACUUAAUGGGUCUCUCGAGCUGUAAGGGUUCACUUAAUGGGUCUCUCGAGCUGUAAGGGUUCACUUAAUGGGUCUCGAGCUGUAAGGGUUCACUUAAUGGGUCUCUAGCUGUAAGGGUUCACUUAAUGGGUCUCUCUAGCUGUAAGGGUUCACUUAAUGGGUCUCUCUAGCUGUAAGGGUUCACUUAAUGGGUCUCUCUAGCUGUAAGGGUUCACUUAAUGGGUCUCGAGCUGUAAGGGUUCACUUAAUGGGUCUCUAGCUGUAAGGGUUCACUUAAUGGGUCUCUAGCUGUAAGGGUUCACUUAAUGGGUCUCUAGCUGUAAGGGUUCACUUAAUGGGUCUCUAGCUGUAAGGGUUCACUUAAUGGAUCUCUAGCUGUAAGGGUUCACUUAAUGGGUCUCUAGCUGUAAGGGUUCACUUAAUGGGUCUCUAGCUGUAAGGGUUCACUUAAUGGGUCUCUCGAGCUGUAAGGGUUCACUUAAUAGGUCUUUCGAGCUGUAAGGGUUCACUUAAUGGGUCUCUAGCUGUAAGGGUUCACUUAAUGGGUCUCUCUAGCUGUAAGGGUUCACUUAAUGGGUCUCUAGCUGUAAGGGUUCACUUAAUGGGUCUCUCGAGCUGUAAGGGUUCACUUAAUGGGUCUCUCGAGCUGUAAGGGUUCACUUAAUGGGUCUCUCGAGCUGUAAGGGUUCACUUAAUGGGUCUCUCGAGCUGUAAGGGUUCACUUAAUGGGUCUCUAGCUGUAAGGGUUCACUUAAUGGGUCUCUAGCUGUAAGGGUUCACUUAAUGGGUCUCUAGCUGUAAGGGUUCACUUAAUGGGUCUCUAGCUGUAAGGGUUCACUUAAUGGGUCUCUAGCUGUAAGGGUUCACUUAAUGGGUCUCUCGAGCUGUAAGGGUUCACUUAAUGGGUCUUUCGAGCUCUAAGGGUUCACUUAAUAGGUCUUUCGAGCUCUAAGGGUUCACUUAAUGGGUCUCUAGCUGUAAGGGUUCACUUAAUGGGUCUCUCUAGCUGUAAGGGUUCACUUAAUGGGUCUCUAGCUGUAAGGGUUCACUUAAUGGGUCUCUCGAGCUGUAAGGGUUCACUUAAUGGGUCUCUCGAGCUGUAAGGGUUCACUUAAUGGGUCUCUAGCUGUAAGGGUUCACUUAAUGGGUCUCGAGCUGUAAGGGUUCACUUAAUGGGUCUAUAGCUGUAAGGGUUCACUUAAUGGGUCUCUAGCUGUAAGGGUUCACUUAAUGGGUCUCUAGCUGUAAGGGUUCACUUAAUGGGUCUCUAGCUGUAAGGGUUCACUUAAUGGGUCUCUAGCUGUAAGGGUUCACUUAAUGGGUCUCUCGAGCUGUAAGGGUUCACUUAAUGGGUCUCUCGAGCUGUAAGGGUUCACUUAAUGGGUCUCUCGAGCUGUAAGGGUUCACUUAAUGGGUCUCGAGCUGUAAGGGUUCACUUAAUGGGUCUCUAGCUGUAAGGGUUCACUUAAUGGGUCUCUCUAGCUGUAAGGGUUCACUUAAUGGGUCUCUCUAGCUGUAAGGGUUCACUUAAUGGGUCUCUCUAGCUGUAAGGGUUCACUUAAUGGGUCUCUCUAGCUGUAAGGGUUCACUUAAUGGGUCUCUAGCUGUAAGGGUUCACUUAAUGGGUCUCUAGCUGUAAGGGUUCACUUAAUGGGUCUCUAGCUGUAAGGGUUCACUUAAUGGGUCUCUAGCUGUAAGGGUUCACUUAAUGGGUCUCUCGAGCUGUAAGGGUUCACUUAAUGGGUCUCUAGCUGUAAGGGUUCACUUAAUGGGUCUCGAGCUGUAAGGGUUCACUUAAUGGGUCUAUAGCUGUAAGGGUUCACUUAAUGGGUCUCUAGCUGUAAGGGUUCACUUAAUGGGUCUCUAGCUGUAAGGGUUCACUUAAUGGGUCUCUAGCUGUAAGGGUUCACUUAAUGGGUCUCUAGCUGUAAGGGUUCACUUAAUGGGUCUCUCGAGCUGUAAGGGUUCACUUAAUGGGUCUCUCGAGCUGUAAGGGUUCACUUAAUGGGUCUCUCGAGCUGUAAGGGUUCACUUAAUGGGUCUCGAGCUGUAAGGGUUCACUUAAUGGGUCUCUAGCUGUAAGGGUUCACUUAAUGGGUCUCUCUAGCUGUAAGGGUUCACUUAAUGGGUCUCUCUAGCUGUAAGGGUUCACUUAAUGGGUCUCUCUAGCUGUAAGGGUUCACUUAAUGGGUCUCGAGCUGUAAGGGUUCACUUAAUGGGUCUCUAGCUGUAAGGGUUCACUUAAUGGGUCUCUAGCUGUAAGGGUUCACUUAAUGGGUCUCUAGCUGUAAGGGUUCACUUAAUGGGUCUCUAGCUGUAAGGGUUCACUUAAUGGAUCUCUAGCUGUAAGGGUUCACUUAAUGGGUCUCUAGCUGUAAGGGUUCACUUAAUGGGUCUCUAGCUGUAAGGGUUCACUUAAUGGGUCUCUCGAGCUGUAAGGGUUCACUUAAUAGGUCUUUCGAGCUGUAAGGGUUCACUUAAUGGGUCUCUAGCUGUAAGGGUUCACUUAAUGGGUCUCUCUAGCUGUAAGGGUUCACUUAAUGGGUCUCUAGCUGUAAGGGUUCACUUAAUGGGUCUCUCUAGCUGUAAGGGUUCACUUAAUGGGUCUCUAGCUGUAAGGGUUCACUUAAUGGGUCUCUCGAGCUGUAAGGGUUCACUUAAUGGGUCUCUCGAGCUGUAAGGGUUCACUUAAUGGGUCUCUCGAGCUGUAAGGGUUCACUUAAUGGGUCUCUCGAGCUGUAAGGGUUCACUUAAUGGGUCUCUAGCUGUAAGGGUUCACUUAAUGGGUCUCUAGCUGUAAGGGUUCACUUAAUGGGUCUCUAGCUGUAAGGGUUCACUUAAUGGGUCUCUAGCUGUAAGGGUUCACUUAAUGGGUCUCUAGCUGUAAGGGUUCACUUAAUGGGUCUCUCGAGCUGUAAGGGUUCACUUAAUGGGUCUUUCGAGCUCUAAGGGUUCACUUAAUAGGUCUUUCGAGCUCUAAGGGUUCACUUAAUGGGUCUCUAGCUGUAAGGGUUCACUUAAUGGGUCUCUCUAGCUGUAAGGGUUCACUUAAUGGGUCUCUAGCUGUAAGGGUUCACUUAAUGGGUCUCUCGAGCUGUAAGGGUUCACUUAAUGGGUCUCUCGAGCUGUAAGGGUUCACUUAAUGGGUCUCUAGCUGUAAGGGUUCACUUAAUGGGUCUCGAGCUGUAAGGGUUCACUUAAUGGGUCUAUAGCUGUAAGGGUUCACUUAAUGGGUCUCUAGCUGUAAGGGUUCACUUAAUGGGUCUCUAGCUGUAAGGGUUCACUUAAUGGGUCUCUAGCUGUAAGGGUUCACUUAAUGGGUCUCUAGCUGUAAGGGUUCACUUAAUGGGUCUCUCGAGCUGUAAGGGUUCACUUAAUGGGUCUCUCGAGCUGUAAGGGUUCACUUAAUGGGUCUCUCGAGCUGUAAGGGUUCACUUAAUGGGUCUCGAGCUGUAAGGGUUCACUUAAUGGGUCUCUAGCUGUAAGGGUUCACUUAAUGGGUCUCUCUAGCUGUAAGGGUUCACUUAAUGGGUCUCUCUAGCUGUAAGGGUUCACUUAAUGGGUCUCUCUAGCUGUAAGGGUUCACUUAAUGGGUCUCUAGCUGUAAGGGUUCACUUAAUGGGUCUCUCGAGCUGUAAGGGUUCACUUAAUGGGUCUCUCGAGCUGUAAGGGUUCACUUAAUGGGUCUCUCGAGCUGUAAGGGUUCACUUAAUGGGUCUCGAGCUGUAAGGGUUCACUUAAUGGGUCUCUAGCUGUAAGGGUUCACUUAAUGGGUCUCUCUAGCUGUAAGGGUUCACUUAAUGGGUCUCUCUAGCUGUAAGGGUUCACUUAAUGGGUCUCUCUAGCUGUAAGGGUUCACUUAAUGGGUCUCGAGCUGUAAGGGUUCACUUAAUGGGUCUCUAGCUGUAAGGGUUCACUUAAUGGGUCUCUAGCUGUAAGGGUUCACUUAAUGGGUCUCUAGCUGUAAGGGUUCACUUAAUGGGUCUCUAGCUGUAAGGGUUCACUUAAUGGAUCUCUAGCUGUAAGGGUUCACUUAAUGGGUCUCUAGCUGUAAGGGUUCACUUAAUGGGUCUCUAGCUGUAAGGGUUCACUUAAUGGGUCUCUCGAGCUGUAAGGGUUCACUUAAUAGGUCUUUCGAGCUGUAAGGGUUCACUUAAUGGGUCUCUAGCUGUAAGGGUUCACUUAAUGGGUCUCUCUAGCUGUAAGGGUUCACUUAAUGGGUCUCUAGCUGUAAGGGUUCACUUAAUGGGUCUCUCGAGCUGUAAGGGUUCACUUAAUGGGUCUCUCGAGCUGUAAGGGUUCACUUAAUGGGUCUCUCGAGCUGUAAGGGUUCACUUAAUGGGUCUCUCGAGCUGUAAGGGUUCACUUAAUGGGUCUCUAGCUGUAAGGGUUCACUUAAUGGGUCUCUAGCUGUAAGGGUUCACUUAAUGGGUCUCUAGCUGUAAGGGUUCACUUAAUGGGUCUCUAGCUGUAAGGGUUCACUUAAUGGGUCUCUAGCUGUAAGGGUUCACUUAAUGGGUCUCUCGAGCUGUAAGGGUUCACUUAAUGGGUCUUUCGAGCUCUAAGGGUUCACUUAAUAGGUCUUUCGAGCUCUAAGGGUUCACUUAAUGGGUCUCUAGCUGUAAGGGUUCACUUAAUGGGUCUCUCGAGCUGUAAGGGUUCACUUAAUGGGUCUCUCGAGCUGUAAGGGUUCACUUAAUGGGUCUCUAGCUGUAAGGGUUCACUUAAUGGGUCUCUAGCUGUAAGGGUUCACUUAAUGGGUCUCUAGCUGUAAGGGUUCACUUAAUGGGUCUCUCGAGCUGUAAGGGUUCACUUAAUGGGUCUUUCGAGCUGUAAGGGUUCACUUAAUGGGUCUCUAGCUGUAAGGGUUCACUUAAUGGGUCUCUCUAGCUGUAAGGGUUCACUUAAUGGGUCUCUCGAGCUGUAAGGGUUCACUUAAUGGGUCUCUAGCUGUACGGGUUCACUUAAUGGGUCUCUAGCUGUAAGGGUUCACUUAAUGGGUCUCUAGCUGUAAGGGUUCACUUAAUGGGUCUCUCUAGCUGUAAGGGUUCACUUAAUGGGUCUCUCUAGCUGUAAGGGUUCACUUAAUGGGUCUCUCGAGCUGUAAGGGUUCACUUAAUGGGUCUCUCGAGCUGUAAGGGUUCACUUAAUGGGUCUCUCGAGCUGUAAGGGUUCACUUAAUGGGUCUCUAGCUGUAAGGGUUCACUUAAUGGGUCUCUAGCUGUAAGGGUUCACUUAAUGGGUCUCUAGCUGUAAGGGUUCACUUAAUGGGUCUCUAGCUGUAAGGGUUCACUUAAUGGGUCUCUCGAGCUGUAAGGGUUCACUUAAUGGGUCUUUCGAGCUCUAAGGGUUCACUUAAUAGGUCUUUCGAGCUCUAAGGGUUCACUUAAUGGGUCUCUAGCUGUAAGGGUUCACUUAAUGGGUCUCUAGCUGUAAGGGUUCACUUAAUGGGUCUCUAGCUGUAAGGGUUCACUUAAUGGGUCUCUCGAGCUGUAAGGGUUCACUUAAUGGGUCUUUCGAGCUGUAAGGGUUCACUUAAUGGGUCUCUAGCUGUAAGGGUUCACUUAAUGGGUCUCUCUAGCUGUAAGGGUUCACUUAAUGGGUCUCUCGAGCUGUAAGGGUUCACUUAAUGGGUCUCUAGCUGUACGGGUUCACUUAAUGGGUCUCUAGCUGUAAGGGUUCACUUAAUGGGUCUCUAGCUGUAAGGGUUCACUUAAUGGGUCUCUAGCUGUAAGGGUUCACUUAAUGGGUCUCUCUAGCUGUAAGGGUUCACUUAAUGGGUCUCUGUAGCUGUAAGGGUUCACUUAAUGGGUCUCUCUAGCUGUAAGGGUUCACUUAAUGGGUCUCUCGAGCUGUAAGGGUUCACUUAAUGGGUCUCUAGCUGUAAGGGUUCACUUAAUGGUUCUCUAGCUGUAAGGGUUCACUUAAUGGUUCUCUAGCUGUAAGGGUUCACUUAAUGGUUCUCUAGCUGUAAGGGUUCACUUAAUGGGUCUCUAGCUGUAAGGGUUCACUUAAUGGGUCUCUCGAUCUGUAAGGGUUCUCUUAAGGAUUGGCCCCUUUUUUUCAAUUUUCGCCUAAAAUGACAUACCCAAAUCUAACUGCCUGUAGCUCAGGCCCUGAAGCAAGGAUAUGCAUUUUCUUGGUACCAUUUGAAAGGAAACACUUUGAAGUUUGUAGGAAUGUAGGAGAAUAUAACACAUUAGAUCUGGUAAAAGAUAAUACAAAGAAGAAAAAACGAGUUUUUUUUUUGUACCGUCAUCUUUGAAAUGCAAGAGAGAGGCCAUAAUGUAUUAUUCCAGCACAGGUGCAGUUUAGAUAAUGGCCACUAGAUGGCAGCAGUGUGUGUGCAAAGUUUAAGUCUGAUUGCAUUUCUGUUCAAAAUGUUGUAUCAAGACUGCCCAAAUGUGCCUAAUUUGUUUAUUAAUAACUUUUCAUGUUCAAAACUGUGCACUCUCCUCAAAACAAUAGCAUGGUAUUAUUUCACUGUAAUAGCUACUGUAAAUUGGACAGUGCAGUUAGAUUAACAAGAAUUUAAGCUUUCUGCCCAUAUCAGAUAUGUCUAUGUCCUGGGAAAUGUUCUUGUUACUUACAACCUCAUGCUAAUCGCAUUAGCCUAUGUUAGCUCAACCGUCCCGCAGGGGACCGGUCUCUCGAGCUGUAAGGGUUUCUCAAACCCCCCCAUGUUUAGGAUUUUGCCCUAGCACUACACAACUGAUUUUUAAAUAACCAACUCAUCACUAAGCUUUGGUUAUUUUAAUCAGCUGUGUAGAUGUUAGGGCAAAAACCAAAAGGUGCACCCAGGGAAGGGGGGUUGGGAAACCCUGUUCCAGCUAGCUGUACUAUGCUGAUGCUGUAUAUGGAACUAACAAGAUAUUCUUAGUGGUACACUAUCCUCUAUAUUUGUUUACGGAAUAGGGUGGCAUUUAGGAUGCAGACACAAUGUACAUAUUGUAAGAUAUUAUCUCAAGACUGUUUUUAAGACCAGUCAACCUAUUUAAAUUUGUCGUAACUGUGAAUGUGUUUUGUUUGUGUAUGUAGUUCCAGUCAAAAGUUUGGACACACCUACUCAUUCAAGGGUUUUUAUUUAUUCUUUUACACUUUUCUACAUUGUAGAAUAAUAGUGAAGACAUCAAAACUACAAAAUAACACAAAUGGAAUCAUGUAGUAAGCCAAAAAAAUAUAAAUAAUUCUAAAUAUAUUUUAGAUUCUUCAAAGUAGCCACCCUUUGCCUUGAUGACAGCUUUGCACACUCUCGGCAUUCUCUCAACCAGCUUCAUGAGGUAGUCACCUGGAAUGCAUUUCAAUUGACAGGUGUGUCUUGUUAAAAGUUAAUCUGUGGAAUUUCUUUCCUUAAAGUGUUUGAGCCAAUCAGUUGUGUUCUGACAAGGUAGGGGUGAUGUACAGAAGAUAGCACUAUUUGGUAAAAGACCAUGUCCAUAUUAUGGCAAGAACAGCUCAAAUAAGCAAAGCGAAACGAUAGUCAAUCGUUAUUUUUUAAGACAUGAAGGUCAGUCAAUCUAGAAAAUUUCAAGAACUUAAGGUUUUUUGAAGUGCAGUCGCAAAGACCAUCAAGCGCUAUGAUGAAACUGGCUCUCAUGAGGACCACCACAGGAAAGGAAGACCCAGAGUUACCUCUGCUGCAGAGGAUAAGUUCAUUAGAGUUGCCAGCCUCAGAAAUUGCAGCCCAAAUAAAUGCUUCAGAGUUCAAGUAACAGACACAUCAACAUUAACUGUUCAGAGGAGACUGUGUGAAUCAGGCCUUCAUGGUCGAAUUACUGCAAAGAAACCACUACUAAAGGACACCAACAAUAAGAAGAGACAUGAGCAAUGGACAUUAGACCGGUGGAAAUCUGUCCUUUGGUCCGAGUCCAAAUUUGAGAUUUUUGGUUCCAACCGCCAUGUCUUUGUGAGACGCAGAGUAGGUGAACGGAUCUCUGCAUGUGUGGUUCCCACCAUGAAGCUUGGAGGAGGAUGUGUUAAGGUGUUGGGUGAUUUUUCUGGUGACACGGUCAGUGAUUUAUUUAGAAUUCAAGGCACACUUAACCGGCAUGGCUACCACAGCAUUCUGUAGCGAUAUCGCAUCUGGUUUGCGCUUAGUGGGACUAUCAUUUGUUUUUCAACAGGACAAUGACCCAACACACCUCCAGGCUGUGUAAGGGCUAUUUGACCAAGAAGGAGAGUGAGGGAGUGCUGCAUCAGAUGACCUGACCUCCACAAUCACCUGACCUCAACCCAAUUGAGAUGGUUUGGGAUGAGUUGGACGGACUGCAGAGUGAAAUAAAAGCAGCAUAUGUGGGAACUCCUUCAAGACUGUUGGAAAACCAUUCCAGGUGAAACUGGUUGAGGGAAUUCCAAGAGUGUGCAAAGCUGUCAAAGGCAAAGGGCGGUUACUUUGAAGAAUCUCAAAUAUAUAAUAUUUUGAUUUGUUUAACACUUUUUUUGGUUACUACAUGAUUCCAUAGUGUUGAUGUCUUCACUAUUAUUCUACAAUGUAGAAAAUAGUAAAAAUAAAGAAAAACCCUUGAAUGAGUAGGUGUGUCCAAGCUUUUAAGUGGGUACUGUAUGUAUACCGAGUGGUGUGUGUGUUAGGACUAGGGUAGCAGAAUUCUGGGAACUUUCCCCAAAAUCCCCAGGUUUUCUAGAAGUGCCAGUUGGAAGAUAACUGAGCAUGAGUCGGGAACAAGCAUGAAAUCUGGAAUCUUCCAACCAGGAUUUUCUGGAAAACCGUAGUUUAGCCACCAUGUGUGUGUGUGUAUUAGUAGAGUACUUGGCAGUAGAUAAUGAUACUAAGUGGUUGAGUGUAUUGUGGUGCCUGUUGAAUCUGUCUGUAAGAACGUUAUUAAGUGCGCCCCAAAUGGCAUCCUGUCCCCUUUAUAGUGCACUACGUUUGACCAUGGUCUAUAGGGCACUCCAAAGUAGUGCACUACAUUUGACCAUGGUCUAUAGGGCACUCCAAAGUAGUGCACUAUAUACAAUAUAUAGGUUGUCAUUUGGGAAGCGGUUCUCAGUAUUAUGUGGCCGUUGUCUUAAUUGUCCCUGCCUUGAAAAUAAAUACGUUAUUUAAUCAGAAAAAUAAA
Messenger RNA from Salvelinus fontinalis (brook trout), 11534 nucleotides. RefSeq names its product beta-1,3-glucuronyltransferase 3 (glucuronosyltransferase I) (gene b3gat3). Gene Ontology annotation, cellular component: Golgi membrane. The transcript is spliced from 7 exons. NCBI's taxonomy places the organism in Eukaryota, Metazoa, Chordata, Actinopteri, Salmoniformes, Salmonidae. Gene Ontology annotation, molecular function: galactosylgalactosylxylosylprotein 3-beta-glucuronosyltransferase activity. The record is from RefSeq and is a predicted model, not a curated record. Gene Ontology annotation, biological process: chondroitin sulfate proteoglycan biosynthetic process; carbohydrate metabolic process. The coding region runs from base 224 to 1234 and encodes 336 amino acids.